Messenger RNA from Myodes glareolus (Bank vole), 1198 nucleotides. RefSeq names its product Mix paired-like homeobox (gene Mixl1). Gene Ontology annotation, molecular function: DNA-binding transcription activator activity, RNA polymerase II-specific; RNA polymerase II cis-regulatory region sequence-specific DNA binding. The record is from RefSeq and is a predicted model, not a curated record. NCBI's taxonomy places the organism in Eukaryota, Metazoa, Chordata, Mammalia, Rodentia, Cricetidae. Gene Ontology annotation, biological process: regulation of transcription by RNA polymerase II; endoderm formation; endoderm development.
GCGAUUAUUCCUGCGGCGUCUGGCGGGGCUGGGGCGGGCUCGCACCUCAAGGAGACGUGGCCUCCCCGCGCCCACGCCUUUGAUGAUGCCGCCGCCCCCUCCCCGGCCCCGGGUGGCUAUAACUGAAGGAGCACGGGGGUCACGGGAGGUGUCCGGGAGCCAUGGCCGCAGCAGGGUCCCAACAACUCCAGUUUGCCGAGGGUGCUGUUUUCCCCGCCUUCCCGGCCGCGCACCCCGGAGGACCGCUGUUUCAGUCCACGCGCCCCGUCGCCGGGCUGCCCUCUGCGCCCCAGGACCCCCGCGCCCCAGCGGCCACGCCGUGCUUUCCAAGCGGAAGCCCGGGAUCCACAGCGCAGACCCCCACCGGCCUGGAUCCGCCCCGGCCCCCCAAAGGCGCGGCUGCCCCGUCUGCGCCCCAGCGCCGCAAGCGCACGUCGUUCAGCUCUGAGCAACUGCAGCUGCUGGAACUCGUCUUCCGCCAGACCAUGUACCCCGACAUCCACUUGCGGGAGCGCCUGGCCAAGCUCACGCUGCUCCCGGAAUCCAGGAUCCAGGUGAGUUGUCCUCCUGUCUCCCAGGUGUGGUUCCAGAACAGACGGGCCAAGUCCAGGCGCCAGAGUGGGAAGUCAUUGCAGCCCUUAUCAUCAAGGCGGGAAGUGUUCCUCCAUCACUCCGCUCCUGGGACUGAAGCGAGAUGUCUGAAACCCCAGCUGCCCCUGGAGGCAGCUAUGAACUGCCUUCCCGAUGCCAGCAGGGCUGGAGGAGGCCUCUGUGCAUCUGGUUCUCAAGGUCACAGUUUUGACACCUAUUCACCUCUCUCCGAAGACAUCGGCUCGAAGUUGGACUCGUGGGAAGAACAUAUCUUUUCAGCCUUAGGUAAUUUUUGAGGAUUCUGGAAGAGUUCAGGAUGUACUCAGAGGGGUCUGGGAGAUACGGACCAGAACGCUACUGUAACCCUGACUGGCCAUGGCCUUGUUGAUGAUGCUUCUGGAUUAUUUCUCUUGAAGGUUUCUCCUCUUCACCGUGAGCCUUUACCUGUGGCUUUUUCUCGGUAGCCACCCAUCCUUCCACUCAGGGGUACCUGUAAAUCUCCAAGUCUGCGCAUUCAAUUUGGUCCAUAACCCCCUGGUCUAUUCUAAUUGUUCAGACUGAUGAUUCAGAACUUGUUUUCUUUGUCAGAACCUUCAGCUUGACUCAA